This is a messenger RNA of Episyrphus balteatus (marmalade hoverfly), 11161 nucleotides long. RefSeq lists its product as uncharacterized. Bases 1714 to 3912 code for a protein of 732 amino acids. The transcript has 2 exons. The record is from RefSeq and is a predicted model, not a curated record. NCBI's taxonomy places the organism in Eukaryota, Metazoa, Arthropoda, Insecta, Diptera, Syrphidae. Gene Ontology annotation, molecular function: nucleic acid binding; RNA-DNA hybrid ribonuclease activity.
AGAAUCACUGGAUCCUCUGGCUGCAACCGGGGGAGUUAUCCAGUAUGGAUUUGAUAGCCUUGUGCUAAAAAUCUAUAAAAAAGAUGUGGAGAUGGCAAGGCUUGCAGGCCAUACGGCGCAGUCUGAAAUGGAGGAAUUGGGCAUAUGUAAAGCACUUUCAGCAAUGGAAGUGGAUGCAUCAUGCAGCUCUUCCAUUCCAGAUCAGCUGUCAUCUUCGAAAGUUCCCGAAGAGGGAACAAAACAAACCCCAGUGUCAGUAAAUGACACGAACCAAAACCCAGCGUCCGAAAAGGACGCGAAAACAAUAUCUUCCGUAUUGGAAGAUGAUGAGAUGGCUGGAAGUUUGUCCGACAUGGACACUGUCAUCGUUGCGCAGGAGGAUCUUCUUUCUGAGGAUGAGCUAUUAAACUCUACCUCAGAAACGGAAGACCUAAAUGCCACAGUGGUGGAGGUUGAUCGUACUGGUUGUAGCCAUGCUGCAGGUGGUACAGAUUAAUCUCCAACACUCCAUAAAGGCUUCGGCCGCCCUUCUUCUCCGACUAAGCAAGUCCGGAGAGGAUAUAGUCCUGAUCCAGGAACCUUGGAUUGUAAAAUCCUUGGUGAGAGGCUUCGGGACGAAAGAUUAUUCUCUGCUGUAUGUGACGGAUAAAGCGAUCGUGAUAUCACAACCGCUACACUGCAGACCUCCAAAGGAACAUAUUGGAUUACGUCUGCUUACCUAGGCCACGAUUGUGGGCCGCCUCCGGGGGAGACACUUGGGCGAAUGAUCGCAGCAGCAGCGAGCCAAAAAGUAGAUCUCCUCAUUGGCAGUGAUGCUAAUGCUCAUCACACAGUGUUGGGGAGUACUGACGUAAAUGAAAGAGGUGAGUCACUUUUUGAUUUUAUUCUAAGUACUAGUCUCCUUAUUUGUAAUAUUGGUAAUGAACCUACCUUUGUUACAAAGAACCGACAAGAGGUAUUGGACAUUACCCUUGUAUCACAGACAAUUCACCACAAGAUAAGGAAUUGGGCUGUAUCUAAUGAUCACUCAUUCUCAGAUCAUAGGUAUAUCCAAUUUAGUCUCGAAGAUGAAUGCACAAAACCCACCGGUUUUCGUAAUUAUAGGAAAACGGAUUGGGUGAAAUAUAGGGAAACUUUUACUACCUGCUACGAUAAUCAGGACAAUAUUUUCCCUUCUAAUACAGAUGAUCUUGACUUAAAAGUCAACGAUCUCACCAAAGCUCUAAACAAUUCCAUGGCUAACUCUUGUCCCCUUACCAUAAUAAGAGGAAAGAAAAAACCGCACUGGUGGAACAAAGAGCUAGAACCGCUCAGGAAAGACUGUAGAAAGGCUUUCAAUAGGGCUAAACAAACAAGGAACCCAUUAGACUGGGACCUGUAUAAAGUUUCUCUAAAAAGUUACAAGAAACAACUACGGAAAAGUAAAAGAUCCUCCUGGAGGAACUUCUGUAGUAAAAUUGAAGAUUCUUCUGAGGCAUCUAGGCUCAGAAAAAUCCUUUCAACUAAUCCAACCAUGCCGAGCUCCCUAAAAGACUCUAAUGGCGAUUGGACUAGCUCCUAUUUUAUCAAAUUAGCAAAGAUCCUAUUUCCAAGGAUAGACUAAUAUGGGCAAUAAAUAGCUUCCAUCCAUACAAAUCACCUGGGCCAAAUGGUAUCAUACCCGCUGAAUUACAACACGUCUCAGAUAUCAUACUACGAAAGUUGGAAAUUAUAAUGAUAAGCUUCAUAAGCUUCUCGUAUAUUCCAAAGGCCUGGAGAGAAGCAAAGGUGGUUUUUAUACCAAAGGCGGGAAAAUGCUCUCAUGUCACUCCAAAAGAUUUAAGACCUAUUAGUCUAUCAUCCUUUCUGCUUAAAACUCUAGAAAGAAUGAUAGAUAUCCAUCUAAGACAGGAAAUUGAACCAUGUCUGAUCUCUAAGGCACAACAUGCCUACACUAAAGGGAAAUCGGUGGAAACUGCUCUCCAUUCUCUGGUUAGCACCAUUGAAUACUCUCUACACUACAAAGAGUACACUCUUGUCGCCUUUUUAGACAUAGAGGGUGCUUUCAAUAAUGUCAGGAACUCAGCAAUCAUGAAUGCUCUUGACAAUCUCAAAAUAGAAGACCCGCUUAAGAACAUGAUAGAAAUCAUGCUUAGUAGCAGGAUUAUCAGUUCAGAGUUGGGAAACUUCAAAACCCGUAGAGCAGCCAACAGAGGGACCCCUCAAGGAGGGGUCUUAUCGCCUCUCCUAUGGAACUUAGUAGUCAACGAACUGCUGCUAGACCUAGAGGGAGAAGGUUUUAAGGUUAUCGCCUACGCGGAUGAUGUGGCAAUUGCCGUAUCGGGCAAAUACCCACAGACACUUGCAGAACUUCUACAAACAGCUUUAAACAAGCUAAUUCACUGGGCUAGAGGAUGUGGAUUGGAUAUUAAUCCCCACAAAACGGAUCUUGUCCUUUUCACGAGGAAAUACAAGAUUCCAGACUUCAAACUCCCUACAAUUAAAGAGGUAACACUUACUCUAUCCGAUCAAGCUAAAUACCUAGGACUCAUUUUUGAUAAAAAACUGACCUGGAAGCUCAAUAUUGAAGAAAGAGUUAAAAAGGCCAAUGUGGCACUCUUUUCAUGCAAAAAAGCCAUUGGUGGAAAAUGGGGAUUUUCUCCUAACAUUGCACACUGGCUGUACACAUCGGUCAUAAGACCAAUACUUACAUAUGGGAUGGUAGUUUGGUGGACCGCACUGGACAAAACGAUAAACUUAAACAAGCUUAUCAAAGUCCAAAGGUCAGCAAGUAUGUGCAUAAGCGGUGCGCUGAGGUCAACCCCUUCUGACGCCCUAGACAUACUUCUAAAUCUCACACCCCUAGACAUCUUCAGCAAACAAGUAGCAGCUAGCUCAGCUACUCGUCUAAAAGCAACCUCUCAGUGGACCAGUAAUCAUAUUGGCCACACAAACAUUCUAAACAACUUCGGAUUCCUUCCGGAUCGUCUAGACUAUACCACACCUCAACUGGUGUUCGAUAAUAAUUUCCAGAACUCCAUUCCCUCCAGAACUGAAUGGGAGAACCUUAGUACUCUGGAUAAUGACUCUUUACACUUCUAUACUGAUGGUUCAAAAACCAAUGAAGGUGUAGGAAGUGGCAUAUUUUCGGAAAAACUGAAUCUCAGUCUCUUCUUCCGCUUACCAGACCAAUGUAGCGUGUUCCAAGCAGAAAUUCUGGCGAUUAAGGAGGUUCUCUCUUGGCUCAGAGAAAACGUAAUAUCCAACACGGAUAUUCGGAUCUUCUCGGACAGUCAAGCAGCCAUUAAAUCUCUUGCCUCCGUCUCUACAAACUCAAUCACGGUCCUCGACUGUCAAACAUCUCUAAGGGAGAUGUCUGAGCAGUUUAACAUUCACCUCGUAUGGGUGCCGGGACAUAGAGACUUCCCAGGCAACUGCAGGGCAGACGAACUUGCCAAACUAGGAACAAUUACUCCUCUUCAACCAGAAAGGAACAAUAUAGGAACACCUAUCGCUACAUGCAAACUUAUGCUAAAGCAGGACGCUUUAAAGAAAACCAACCUCAGAUGGACUCAGAGUAAUACUUGCCUAGCUACUAAACAAAUAUGGCCUUGUAUAGACUUGAAACGUUCAAAGGGUUUGUUAAAUUUAAACAGAAUGCAUAUUAGCUGCACCAUAGGUGUCCUUACAGGACACUGUCUAAUAGGUAGACACGCAAAAAGAAUGGGCGUGUUCUCUAACGAUUUCUGCAGAAGUUGCAUGGAUGAAGAAGAAGAGGAAACUGUUCAACAUCUUCUGUGCACCUGCCCUGCUCUCUCUAAUAGAAGAAAACUCUAUCUAGGAGAAUUCUUCUACGAUUACACUAGUGAUCUAGUGAAAACGGACGUUAAAAGUCUAUCUUCAUUCAUAAGAAGCACCGAGUGGUUCGGCUAGUGAGUCCCAACUUGCUAGUCUUUUGUGGUAUCACAAUGGAUCCAUAAGGGUCUAAGUGUGUCGGGUAAUUUGCCUGACAGCCACUUCUACCUAACCUAACCUACCAUGCACUUUAUAGGCGUAUGCCCCUACUCAAAGAAUUAAGAAAACUGCACUUGGGAACAGCUAAUUGUGAAGAAGAUGAAGUUAUUGGUAUACUGAAUGGACGUGAUUGGCUGGCUCUUUACAACUUUGUGAAAUCAGCAUUAAGAUAUCGAAACCAAAUCUUAAGAGAAGCAUUUUAAUUAAAUUUGUAACCAAAUGAAAAAAAAAAGUACUGCAAACCUUAUUUAUAAAUGUUUUAUUAUUGAAAUCAUAAAAUUGUCAAUCUGGCAGACGGCUUUAGCCAUGUCUUUAUAGAAUUGUUAACCGAAUUCAAAAAUGUACUUAUGAUUGUAAUAAAAUCUAUUUUCUAAUCUAAAUCUAAUCUUUUGGAGAUAUCCGUUAAAAAGGAGACAUUAAAUUAAAAUUAAAAAAACGGUUCUUGGAAAUCACGUACAAAUCGUCUGUAUCGAGUUUUUAGCAAAUCUAUCCAUCUGUUUAAGCUCUUUUUUCCAAUUCUUCAAAUUGAAACUUAUAACGGUUACAGGGUAUAAUUAUUGGCAGUAUAAAAAGUACAAUUAUUGGCAGCGGCAACGAUUGAUGUCUCAAUGCACGUAUUAUUGGCACCCCCUGCCACUAGGUACUUUAUAUGGAACGAUAUAUUGGCACCCCUUUUUAACCAACCAUUGCCUUUUAGCCAACCAUUGUACUUAUGGAUGUGUAUUCUUUUUUAGAUAUUUUAUAGACAAACCUGCACCAGAGUGUCGAAUAAUUAGGCUACGAUGGAUUGAUUAUCUUCAGUAAAGGUAACGACCCUAAGCAAAACUCGUAAUAUGUAGGCAAUGAUUAAUGAAAUAAAACCACAUUUAAUUUUUUUUCGAAAAUGUGUUAGUUUAUACUUACUUUUGUGACUGAGUGUAUAUAACCUGCUAAAAAAAUUGAAACAACUGAAACUGAAAUGCAAAUUUAUUUCUUUUUUAUUGUUUAGUGGGUCUCUGACCUCCUUAGCAGAGGGUGGUGUAGUCAGUAGAGCUUAUCAGUUAACUUAUAAUUCUUAGCCUUAAAGCUUAUUUUUACAUUGCUGCUGUACCUUUCUUACAUUUUAAACGUUAUUUCUAUUGACUAUUGAAUAGAUUUUCUGAAAUAAGUACUAUAAUUUUGUAACUCUUUUGCUAAUCAUUACCUAAAUUUCCAGAAAUCAAAUACAUACACAAAAAUCGUACUAAUUUUUAGAUUUUAUUUGUUAAUUUUGAUUUUUACUUAGGUAUACCCAAGCUAUUUGUUUUUUACAAAUUUCCUUGUGUACUGUUAAUUUGUACAAAACAAAUAGCUUGCAAUGUAAAAAUAAACCUUAAAAGAAUGAUAAAUUAUUUAAUAAAAAGAAUUAUUAAUUAACUAAUACUGUUUAAGUAAUAAAAGUAAGUACGUAUACACCCGAGUGUACCCAAUAAUUCUCUUGGAUACAUAAACGUUCGAAGCUGAAAGCUUUUUGAAGAUCAUCCCGAGCAUUUAAAAAUUAGACUACGCAUGGAAAUUUCUCAAAGUUUUCUAUUAAAAAAAAUUAUUUUAAAAUCAUAUAUGGGAAUAUGCUAUACUGCUAUUUUUUGUUUAAACUAAAUCUGUAAAUGUGAAAAUAAAAAAAAAAUAGAGAACAUAAGCAACUUUUGAGAUACGAACCCAGGAUAGUGAGAUUGGGAGGCAAUCACCUUGUCACCUAGACUAUCACGACCAUGUUGAUUGAGAUAUCUUGACAUUAUUAGGGUUUUUCGGAUUAUCCGCGUUAUAUAUAUGUAAAUAUAAAGUGAGUCCACUACUGUACUCACCCUGAACGUUUCGCUUCAAAUUGCAAUGAGCGUGGUCACCAGGAAACUGCCAGCGAGAUGUUAUUAGCGAUUUUGGCUACGCAAGUUGUAGCGGGGCGUAGGAGGUUCCGUGUUUUGUUGUAGGCUUGCAAGUUGGGAGCAAACCGUAAUCACUGUAUCCUUGUUGGUGUGAAGCGGCAAUUGUGUGGAACGUGACGAGUUUAUUAGGGGUCCCACGUACGAGAAAGCUUAAAACUGUCGUCCCGAUUGAAAUUUUGAUGUCGUUUUAUUUCGAUCGCUUCACGAACCAGGCGCGGUAUAUAGUGAGGCUCUUUUGCUAGAACCUUAGCUUUACAUAUAUAUAAAGCGGAUAAUCCGAAAAACCCUAAUAAUGUCAUGUCUUAACAACCGCGAAAACCUUAAAAUUCAUAUGAGAUAUCUUUUAUCUAUAAAUACACUCAGUCACAAAAGUAAGACAAGACAAACAAUUCGUCGCUAUUGAUUGACAUAUUUUAUCAGAAUGUAAGAGGCCUCAGGACUAAGACCAACAAGGUCUACUAUUCAUCUUCUGUUUGCUCGUAUGAUAUUAUUUGCCUCACAGAAACUUGGCUACAUAGCGGCAUCAAUGACUCCGAAAUUUUUGAUGAAACAUUUAACGUAUAUUGACGAGACAGAUACUCUGAUCCAAACAUCAAUACUGUUGGAGAUGGGAUUCUUAUAGCUGUAAAAUCUUACUUAAUAACUUCACCCAUCAAUGUUCCUGUUGCACUUGACAAAGAAUUUCUCUGCGUAAAAGUAUCAUUUAAAGACAAAAACCUUUAUGUUUUAGCAUUAUACAUUGUUCCUGGUAGCUCACGAGAGGUUUAUUCUAAAGCUUUUGAAUUUCUCAAUUUUAUAUAUGAGUUAUUGGAUUAUCACGAUGAAAUCUUAUGUCUUGGAGAUUUUAACCUUCCUAAUAUCGCUUGGUUACGCUCUCAAGACACAAACUUUAUGCUACCAACUGGAAAUCUUCGAUCUGAUGACGCCAAACUAAUUGACGAUAUUACUUCACUUGGACAUUUUCAAUUGAACGAUGUUCUAAAUUCAAACAGUAAAAUGCUUGACCUCGGUUUUACUACCAUUGAAGAAGAUAUUACGCUAAGAAAGUCAACUGAGCCUUUGGUUCCUGAAGAUGACCAUCACCCAUCAUUAAUCUGUUCACUUCAUAUUAACUUUCAAUGUUUAAAUAAUGAAAUAUCUGACAAUAAUAAUUAUUACUCCUUCAAUUUUAAAAAGACUGAUUUUAUAAAACUAAAUUCAUUGUUGUCACAAAUUGACUGGUCUCGUUUAAAUAAUUGUCUUAAUGUUAACUUAAUGGUAUUUGAAUUUAACAAUAUUUUAUUUGAUUGCUUUCUUAAUUCAGUUCCUAUAACGAUAAUAAAAUCAAAAUCUUUUGUUCCAGAUUGGUACGACAGUGAAAUCAAAAGUCUUAAAAAUCGCAGAAACAAAUUAUGGUCUACUUAUAAACUAUCUCCAACUGAAAUAAACUUUAAACUUUACUGUGAAUAAAGAGAUAAUUUUAAUAGAAAAUCAAGUUUGAAGUAUCUGAAUUACAUUCAGAAGGUGCAAAGAGAUCUGAAAAUGAAUCCUAAGUGUUUUUGGAACUUUAGUAACUCCAAAAGAAAAUCAUGUUCAUAUCCGUCUGUUCUCAAACUCAAUGACAUUACAAGUCACGACCCACGGGUUAUAACACAACUGUUUACUGAUUUCUUUCAAAGUGCUUUCAACUGUGAUACUCCAAUCUGUGAUACUUCAAACCGUGAUAAAUCUGACGAAGUGGCUCAAAAUUUUGACCAACUGAAAUCUUUUACUUACUUGACUGAUAUGAACUUUAACAUUAAUACUGACAAAAUUGUAAAGUUCAUAUCUAACCUUGACGAUAGUUGUAUACCAGGCCCUGAUGGUAUACCUUCUACUAUUUUCAAAAACUGUGUAAGUCACUUGUCAUUACCUUUGUCUAUUCUUUUCAACUUUUCAAUUUCUUCUUGUGUGUUUCCGUCUAUUUGGAAAAAUUCUUUUAUAAUCCCUCUGCAUAAAAUAGGAAAAAAAGACGAAAUUAAAAAUUAUAGGCCUAUUGCCAGAUUAUCUGUGAUACCUAAGCUUUUUGAGGCUAUUAUUUGUGAAUCUUUAUGUUUUUAUGUUAAAUCUCUUAUUGUUCCUAAUCAGCAUGGUUUCACAAAAGGUCGCUCCACAGUAACUUUUUUAAUAGAAUUGGCUGAAAACUGUAUUGAUUCCUUUAAAAAUAAAAAACAAGUAGACUGCGUAUUUACUGACUUCAGUAAAGCCUUUGACAAAUUGUCACAUAAAGUUCUGCUUUUUAAAUUGAGAAAAUUGGGAUUUAGCGAUUACUUUGUAAGAUGGAUUAAAUCUUAUUUACUUGACAGAUCUUACUCUGUACUUUUCAAUGGUUGCGAAUCAAACAAGUUUAAGAUCAAUUCUGGAACUCCACAGGGCAGCCAUUUGGGUCCUAUUCUUUUUAUUCUGUUUAUUAAUGACUUACCAUCCGUUUUAAAACACUCAAAGUGUCUCAUUUAUGCCGACGAUGUGACUAUCUUUAAAUCUAUUUCAAAUACUCGUGAUUGUGAAGAACUCCAAUGUGACCUUAAAUCGUUUUUCCACUGGUGUACUCGUAACUGUUUGAGUCUUAACAUCGAUAAAUGUAAAACUAUGUGUUUUACUAGAAAACUUUCUUUUAAUUCGUUUAAUUAUCUGUUUAAUGGUGUGUCAAUUUCUCGUGAAAAUGAUGUUUCUGUGCUCGGUGUCACAUUUGAUCGCAAACUCGAAUUUGUUUAACAUAUUAACUCCAUUACUAAUAAAGCUAACUCAAUUCUUGGAUGGAUAAAGAGAGAGUCGAAACAAUUUUCCGAUCCCUUCGUUAUAAAACAACUUUUUAUAUCUUUCGUUAGGCCUGUUCUAGAAUAUGCUUGCCAAGUUUGGUCGCCUCACUAUGACUGCCAUAAAAAUAGACUGAAACAAGUGCAAAAAAGAUUCCUAAGGUUUGCCCUCAGAGGACUUGGGUGGACUAACCCUUAUGAUCUCCCACCCUAUAACAAUAGACUGAAACUCAUUGAUCUUCCCAGUCUUGAGAACAGACGUUCAUAUUUAUGUUUUGUAUUCAUUGUUAAAUUAAUCAAUGGUAAUAUAGACUCUUUGCACCUUCUGUCUCGUAAUUUCAAUAUUCCACAAAGAAACUUGAGAAACAUACCAGAUAGUAUACUUAUUUCAAACUGUCGUACUAAUUAUGAACAAUUUUCACCUCUAAAUAAAAUGUUUAAACUUUUUAACUUACAUAACAACAGUUAUUAUAAUUUGUUUGACAAAAGAAUAGCAAAUUCUAGUAAGUUUAAAUUAACAUUUUUCUCUAUAGUCAAUUAAAAUCAUAUAUCCUAGAUUAAGUAUAAUUAUUGUAAACUAGUAAAUUAGUUAUGUUAACUAAAUAAAUAAAUAAGUAUACACCCCUAACUUUGUUUAACCAAGACCUCAAAAAAAAAAUCUAACACAUUUUCGAAAAAAAUUUAAAUGUGGUUUUAUUUCAUUAAUAAUUGCCUACAUAUGUACAAAAAAAAAUGUGUCAAAUAGUAUCCAAAUCGAGUGACUGGGGGACGUUUGGAUCUGGUUUUGAAAGUUUUUGAUCAAAAAUUCACUCAAAAAGACCGAGUUUUGAUUAGGGUCGUUACCUUUAUUGAAGAUAAUCAAUCCAUCUUAGCCUAAUUAUUCGACACUCUGGUGCAGGUUUGUCUAUAAAAUAUCUAAAAAAGAAUAUACAUCCAUUGUUUCCUCAAGGAGACCAAGUAACACACACCAAAAGCUAUAAGCAAAAACCCCCAUACCAUAAACGAAUCACUGCGCCGUUUUUACCAGUGGUCAAGGGGCAGUUUCAUUUUUGUAAUAUAUUAUUUAUCAAAGCAGUAGCCAAUAAGAAACUUGAAUUUUUUUUUCGAAACAUUUUUAAAUAUAUAUUUGAAAAGCAAUUUCUAUUGGCCGCUUAUUUUAAAAUAUUUUGAUUGACGGUUACUUUGAUUAAAUAAAAAUUUAUAAAAAAAACCCCCACCAAACCGAAACAACUGAAAUGUGAACAUUUUGUUUCUUAUGUUUGUUUUUUCUUUUUUUUGGGGGUCACUAGCCUCCUGACGAGAAGGUUCUGCAUAUUCUUCAAUUAUAAAUAGGCACAAUGCACGAAAGUGUUGCUCAUAUAGCUAGAGUUUGCUUCUUAAGCAUUUUAUGUAGAAUGAAGUCAAACAUAGAACUUAGCAAUAAAUUAGUAUUAAGUAUUGAAAUGUUAUGAACAUCAACUUACCUUUUUUUUAAAUAACGCCUUUUUUGUUUUAGUGAAAGAAUUGUAAAAAACAAAAAUCAAUUAUGAGCGGAGGAAUCAAAAUACUGUUGCAAAGUCGGGACUUUUCGAAAUUUCACAAAAACUGCAUUAAAUCGAAAACCAUAAGGAUUUGGGAUGAACAAGUUAUCAAAUUCUGAGAGCCCUAAAGUUGGCCUAUCAGCAUAUUUCGUUUGAUCCAUUACUUUUGGGACACCCUGUAUAAUUUUAGCGAGAUAACUAAACUAAUACAUAUUAAGAAUUCCUUCGAGUACGAGUAGGUACCUAGAUAAAAAAUGUUAAGUCGCAUAAAAAUCAUCAAAGUUCAAAAAUUAUUUUUAUCCGUUUGGACAGUACAACGAUAGCCUUUAGUUAAGACCUCCCUUUCAUUAAAAUCUCGAUAAUCAUUUUUAUCAAAAAAACAAAACCGACUUCCAUGAUUCAAAAGGGGGUUUUAUGGUUUUUCUAAUAUUUCCUAUAGCUUAAACUGAACGAAAUUGAAAUGGGACCACAUUGCAGCCACUAGCUUUCCAAUACAAAAAAAUUUAUCAAAAUUGACUCACUCUGUCCAGAGUUAUGCGGUAACAAACAUAAAAAAUAAAAAAAUACAGACGAAUUGAAUACCUCCUCCUUUUUGGAAGUCGGUAAAAAAAUAAAUUCCUCACAAUACCAAAACUUGGUCUACAGGGUCUGCAAGAUGCUCAAACCCACCUACACUGUUUUGGCCUUAACGUUGGUAAUUUUCCAGAUUUUUUUAUUUUCAAGCAUAUGUACGUGCAACGGCAAUCAACCCUCCAGUUUCAAUUCUUUUACUUCUCUGAAAAUAAUACUACUAUCAUUUUCAUAAUUCUUUGAGACCUUUGGCUUAUAUAUUAAUGUUUGACCAAUCAGAUAAAAUCUCUUCCAUUCCAUUAUUGUCAUUAUUUCACAACGUUCCUCUUAUUGUUGCCAGAUCAAGUACAAUACAAAAAAAAAAAGCCUCCACAAAUCUCGUAGCAUUUCGCUGGCAGAGAAU